CUUUCCCCAGACAGUGACCAUGCUGAUCUUGAUCCUGCUGCCUGCGGCCUUUCUGCUGCCCUCCGGCGCUGUGGCUGGUGAGAUCAUCGGGGGUCAGGAAGCCCAGCCCCACUUCAGACCCUACAUGGCCUAUCUGAAAAUACAACGCGAAGAGAAGAAGCGUGUCUGUGGAGGGUUCCUGGUAUCGAAGAACUUUGUGCUGACAGCCGCUCAUUGCAAGGGAGACAACAUUACUGUCAUCCUGGGAGCCCAUGACAUUACCAAACAGGAACAGAGCCGGCAAGUGAUCCGUGUGAGACGUGCAUACCCCCACCAGGAUUAUGACAACAAACCCCAUAAUAAUGAUAUCAUGCUGCUGAAGGGUGACUCUGGGGGUCCCCUGGUGUGCCAGCAAACAGCCCAGGGCAUCUUCUCUUGGGGAUCUGAGGAGGGGACCCCACCCGCUGUGUACACAAGAGUCUCCACUUUCAUCCUCUGGAUACAGAAAACUAUGAGGAUGCUGCAGCCUUGAGCCCUGCUGGAAAUUACCUGCCGGAGGUUCACCAUUUCUGUCCUUUGGCUUGGCCCAGAUAUAGGGUCUGCUUUGCAGGGGGGGUUAGCCCCUCCCAGCCAUUGCUUUCUGCUCAGGCAGUGCCCAACCCAUGAGCUUCAAGGCAGGAAGCCUAGAGUAGUUAGGGUCAGGUUCAAGGCCAGCUUCCGUUGGCUCGCUUGGAAAUCCUGACCCAGACCCCUAGGCUGUCUCUUCACUAGGAAAACAACUGGUUUUAUUUCCCCCAGGGUAAUGGACACAAGCCAAACCCAGGGAGGACCCAGUGGUUUGUGCCUCUCCCCUGUGUCAGCUGGUCGGGUGACCAUUUAUGGGAGAUCCUUGUUGUUACCUGACCUGUUAAGUCAUGUUAAAACUGAAGCCUGCCCUGUCCAACCUGGUCCUUUCCCACAUGUUAGUUCCCCUAGGAUGGCCACCUUCCAUUCCAAAUACAACUUGUUCCCAGGGCCAGCAAGGCCAGAGGGAGUUUGUUCAUGGGAAGGGAAAUUAGCAAAUGAUAUGCUGAUUUCAUAUGAAAUGACAGUUCUGUGUGCCUCCUUCUAACCUCCCCUUCCCUGCCUUGCCACGGGGCCUGGUGCAUUUCCCUCUCUGCUUCAUAGCCAGCAGUGAAUAAAAAUGAAGUUACAAA
Messenger RNA from Chelonoidis abingdonii (Abingdon island giant tortoise), 1175 nucleotides. The record is from RefSeq and is a predicted model, not a curated record. Lineage: Eukaryota; Metazoa; Chordata; Testudines; Testudinidae.